This is a messenger RNA of Gracilinanus agilis (Agile Gracile Mouse Opossum), 1365 nucleotides long. RefSeq names its product archaelysin family metallopeptidase 1 (gene AMZ1). Bases 1 to 1365 code for a protein of 454 amino acids. The record is from RefSeq and is a predicted model, not a curated record. NCBI's taxonomy places the organism in Eukaryota, Metazoa, Chordata, Mammalia, Didelphimorphia, Didelphidae. The transcript is spliced from 5 exons. Gene Ontology annotation, molecular function: metallopeptidase activity. Gene Ontology annotation, biological process: proteolysis.
AUGCUGCAGUGUAAGCAUGCUGAGGAGUUCAGUUUUGGUCCCCGGGCCCUAAAGGAUGCCCUCAUCUCCACCAACCCUGUUCUGCAGGAACUCUAUGCUAAGGCUUUUUCCACCACGGAGAGGCUUUUUCUCUCUGAAGCGUACAACCCACAAAGGACCCUCUUCUGUACCUUGGUCAUCAGGACUGCCUUUGACUGGCUCCUAAGCCACCCUGAUGCUCCAGAAGACUUUGAGACCUUCUACCACUCCCUGCUAAGGAGGAAACAGAGCAUGUACCGGAAGCAUAUUUACCUACAGCCAAUAGGUACUUUGGAUUGGGGGAAUGUGUAUAGCAUUUUGACCUUCCUGAAAAACAAUAAACCUAUGGAUGCCCUGUGUGUGCUGGGCCUCACGCUCAUGGACCUAUACCCCUGUGAAACCUGGAGCUUCACUUUUGGCAAAUUCCUUCCAGGACAAGAAGUGGGAGUAUGCAGCUUUGCCAGGUUUUCAGCUGAUUUCUGCCACGCUCCAGGGGCUGAAGAGAUGCCAGAGAUCUCCCUGAGGGUCCCGGAGAUAACUCUACAGGACAGAAAUCGGACAUUAUUUUUCACCAUUCUGGAGAUGGUUCAGUGCUGCAAGGUCGCCUGUCAUGAAAUCUGCCACCUGAUUGGCUUAGGGAACUGCCGCUGGCUGAGCUGCAUUAUGCAGGGAGCCCUGAGUUUGGAGGAGGCCCUUCUCCGGCCCCUGGAGCUUUGCCCCAUCUGCCUCCGAAAGCUGCAGUAUUUUAUUGGAUUCAAGCUCAUUGAGCGAUACAAGAAACUCUAUGCUUGGAUUCAAACUGUGGCUGCGACGUGGCCCAGUCAGGAGGCAGGAGAAUUGUCUGUGUCAGAGGAUGUCCUCCCCUUCAGCUCGGACUCGGGAAUGGGCUGUGAGAAUGACUCUGAAGCGGUCACCAGCCUGUCCGAGCCUCUCACCCCAGACACAUGCAGUCAUGCUUUCUCCAUUGGGCAGGAGCUCGAGCCUGAAGAGGGACUGUGCUCUCUGGCUGACCUGGACAGUCAGCAACAGCUAGGAGACCCCGCCGGCUCUUCAGAUGUCAUCAAAGAGCAUGAACUCUGGCUGGCGACAUGCAUCUCUGCCCUGGAGAGGGAUGUUUCUGAGGAAGAGCUGGCUGAAGUAGAUGGGGCUGUGGAUGCCCUUGCAAGGUGGGAGAUGUUCACAGGACAGCUUCCAGCCCCCAGAAAGGAUGUGCCUUUCAGUAGAGAUAGCAUAGGGCUACGAAAAGUCUUGGGGGACAAAUUCUCUUCCUUAAGACGAAAGCUCAGUACAAGAAAAUUGUCUAAAGCUGAAACCUCCCCUUGUCGUUGGAAAUGGGAAGACAAUUAG